ACGUGGUGGAUUGGCAGCGACCCGCCUGCAACUGUACAACCUCUGAGCCGAAACCCGACACCCCCGGACAGGCGGACGCGAACUCAAACCCUAGAAACGGCGGCCAUGGAUUCGGGAGGCGGAGGAGGGAGCGGCGCGCACAAGGCCGCCUCUGGGUCGGCGCCCUCACCGGCGCAGCCGGCACCCAACCCCACGGCGAUGCUCUCGGUGCUCAUGAGCAAGCGCGCCAAGCUCCAGGAGGAGCUCCGCUCCAUCGAGCGCCAGGUUUAUGAUAUGGAGACCACCUACCUGCAAGAGUCUAAUCAAUUUGGAAGUGUGCUGAAGGGUUUCGAAUCAUUUUUGUCAUCCUCAAAAAACACUUCCAACCUCAAGCGCUCCCGGAAAUUUCAGGCUGACGAGAGGCUAUUCUCUUUGUCAUCAGUUACUUCUCCAGCGGUUGAUGAACAUUUGACUGGACGAGAUGAUGGAAGAGAAUAUGGACCAGGACGUUCUAAGGGUGGAACCCCUGCAAAUGGGCAAGGCAAACCGAAGAAGGGAGGGCGCCCAGGUGGACGAGAUGGCAAGAGACUACGGCCGUCCAAUGAUCCAGACCUGGACGACGAAGAUGACUACUAACUCCAUGUUGUAGGCCUACUGUAGCGAAUUAACUUCAUUUUAGCGUCUAGCUGCACAUGAUUCUUUAUGUACUGUACUCCCUCCCUCCUCUUGCAGCCCCAGCUCGGUUGUUUUGCUUGUUUGCGUCUUUGCCUCCCCAUCUUCCCCGUUUGUAACAUAGGUCAGCAGAAAGUUAACCAGAUUGUGAAAAUAUUCAAGCAAACUUUGCUCUGUCUCA
Molecule: messenger RNA, 832 nt
Organism: Setaria italica (foxtail millet)
Lineage: Eukaryota; Viridiplantae; Streptophyta; Magnoliopsida; Poales; Poaceae
Product: chromatin modification-related protein MEAF6
Exons: 6
Coding region: 106-615 (169 amino acids)
Cellular component (GO): histone acetyltransferase complex
Source: RefSeq, a predicted model, not a curated record